UGUGUGUGUGUGUGUGUGUCUGUGCUGGGGGUUUUCUCGGGGAGGGAAACACUGUGUGAAGGAGACACAGACUUCGACACCAGAGCGAGAAGUUGAGCGUCCUGAGAGGUGAGACAGGAGCAUCAUUACAGAGCUGGACUCGUCAUCGUCUUCUUUUUCUUCUUCUUGUCUUCGUUUCUUCUCUUCAUCCUGCCUUCAUCCUUCAGCUGCUGACAUCAGUGGAAUGUUUCAAUCUCCUCUGAUAUUCAGGUUAAUCUAAUUAUGAAGAUUUCCUCUGAGACACUUCUUUGUCAAUGACGGCCAAGAUGGAGACUCCUUUCUACCACGACGACUCUCCCGCUGUCUCCUGCUACAGCCAGAUCGCCGAAUACGAGCGUUACCAGGGAAACAAGAUGCUGAUGAGUAAGAAGGCCAUGGCAGUGGCGGGAAGUCAUCACUUCCCCAGUGGUGGUGCGGCAGGAGGGAGGGUUGGGAACCCCAACAACCUGGGGCUCGCCGGCAACAGCUCCCUGAUGACAUCAGCUGCGUCCUCUGCAGGGUCCUCAGCAGACAUGAACCUGCUGAAGCUGGGGUCCCCUGACCUGGAGCACCUGAUCAUCCAGUCAAACCAGGGACUGGUCACCACCAGCCCUGUGUCCAACUCCACCAACCCUUUCAUCUACCGCAACCAGGCCACCAACGAGCAAGAAGGAUUCGCUGACGGCUUCGUUAAAGCUCUUGCAGACCUUCACAAGCAGAACCAGCUGGUGGGAGGUGGCCCCAUGUCCCCGUCCUCAUCCUGCACAGUCUCCCUGCAGGCAUCCUACCAGAGGAACCUGAUGUCCAGCGGGGACAUGCCAGUAUACACCAAUCUCAGCAGCUACAACCCAGGCCAGAUGCCAUAUGCUGGAGGGCAGAUAGCAUAUGGUGGAGGUGCGGGCAACGGCAACGGUGGAGCCCCUCAUCCACACACCCGAGGCCUGGAUGCACCUCAAACUGUCCCUGAGGUGCCUCACCCACCAGGUGACCCCAUGUCCCCGCCCUCCCUCUCCCCAAUCGACCUGGAGACGCAGGAGCGAAUCAAAGCUGAACGCAAGAAGCUCCGCAACCGCAUCGCCGCAUCCAAGUGUCGCAAGCGGAAACUGGAGCGGAUAUCACGGCUGGAGGAGAAGGUGAAGGUUCUGAAGAACCAGAACUCGGAUCUGGCCUCCACCGCCGCCAUGCUGAGGGAGCAGGUCGCUCAGCUCAAACAGAAGGUCAUGAGUCACGUCACCAACGGCUGCCAGAUCGCCGUUGGCUCGGCUGCCGCCACCAAGUCUGGAGGAACUGGAGGAGGCACCUGCAGCGAGGACUCCAGCUGCUGAGCGGGAAGGACACAAGGAGAAUGAGGGUGAGAUAAUACGCAAUUUUUACAAUUUUGGCAUUUCACUCGUGCUCUUGGUCAGAGCGAGCAGAGAGCGAGUGGCUCGGUGUCAGCGAUGCCUCAACCGGAUAGAUGGAUGUUUAAUGGGAUUUACGCUGCCCGACAGUCCCCAUAAACCACUGUCAAUCAUCCAGCCACAAGAGGCAGAGCUUGAGAGAGAGAGAGGAGACAGGAGCAGGGAUGAAUCCCUGACAAGUUCGAAGUUCAAACUUUGGACGAGUUGGAUUUUUGACUGUGAAUUUUUAAACAGAAGGUGGCAGAUUUAAUUUAAGGAGACUGUUCAGCAACAAAGUUUGACACUCGGGGGUGUGUGUGAAGAGACACGAUACGUUUGUUUGACUGGUGAAAAACAGAUUUCCAAGUUUCCAACUGACAUUCUUUAUUUUCAGAUGUCAUUACAUCUCAGUUAAUAAACUGUACUGGAAACAGAGGAAACCAUUUUCCAGCACUGGUAAAAAAUACUUUUUCAUUUCAAAUAAAACAAAAAAACAUAUUUAAAACUUCACUGAGUCAGAGUCAAGAAGAUUGCUCACACAUCAUUCACCAUAACACAUAAUGAAUCAGUGAUGUUUCUGUGUGGACGUGAAGUGUUUCUAACUACAGAGCGAAGGCUGGAAGUUGAAUUUUCAUGUUACAAUUGACACUAAUCAGAGUUUUUACUCAAAUUUUCCAAAAUCCAGUGAACGCCUCACUCUAAAGGACCACUGCUGCAGUUUGUUUCGUAAUCUGAUUGCUGUAACCUUUUUACUUUUAUUUCACUAUAAUCUAAUUGUGUGUUAAUACAGACAAGUAACCAUCAAUUUACAAACAUUUCCAGCGUCUUGGUGUCUCAGCUGUCAGCUGGUGGAAAAGAUUUUUUUUUGGAAACAUCACUGAAGGAAAUGCUCUAUUUAAGAUGUGCUAGCAUGGACAUCUGCAUCUGGUUUCAGUUAACAUGUAUGAAACCAAAGCAUAUUUAUUUUGACUGUUUUAAGCCUGAAAAACAAAAUCCAAAUUCAUGAAUUUUAAACUCUUAAAAUCCGGAUUAAAAUCCAGAUGUCAAGAGAGAAUUUGUCUUAAAACUCAACAGCAGAUAUGGAUUUUUUUUUGUUUUGUUUUGUUUUGUUUUUGACUGUUGACUAUUUUCUGCAGUAGUAGAAACAACAUUGGAACUAAAUGGAGAUGAAAAAUGUCAGUAUCACCGUCAACGUGUAACGUUCAUUAUCCUGAUGAUAAUAAUAAUGUUAAUGAUAUGCCUGUUAUUCCUGCCCCCCCUCAUUAAUCCACUCAGAGCUGUGCAGAGAUGGAAACACUCUUGUUGUGGAUUGUGGACAUUUAUAUGAAAAUAGUGCUCGCAGUGGAGAUGAGGUCCUGAGGUCCUUCAGGGGGCUCCUUAUGUCUUUGAGGAUGUUGCACAGGUUUUUUACCAGACUGUAGGGGUCCUGCAGUGGGAUAGCUUCUAAUGAAAUCUUAAACAUCAAUACCAUUGCCAUGGUUACCUGCAGUUUAAUACACUUCGAGCUCUGAUCUGAUUUAGAGGUGUUGUUUCAACUGUCAACUCUGACUUUGUUUCACAUCCACGUGUAAAUUUAACAGAUACCUGACAGCCAAUCAGAAACCAGGGUUCUGUGUUACCAGUGAGUUGAAAGUGCAUUACUGUUUGAUAACUGCACACUUUCAGAUUUUCAUACGUAAUUUAUUUGUGUGAAUAAACCUUAAAAAACACUCAGCGAGCACUUUAUUAGGAACACCAUACUAAUCCAGGGUAGUUCCUCCCUUUGCUCUCGAACAGCCUCAGUUCAUCGAGGUGGUGAUCCAACAAGAUGGUGGAAACAUUCCUCUGAGACUCUGCUCCAUGUUGACAGUCUGAGACAACUUUAGCUUUGUCACAUGGAGCUUUAUCCUGCAGGAAGUAGCCAUUAGAAGAUGGUGAAGUGUGGCUAUAAAAGGAUGAACAAGGUCAGCAACAAUACUCAGACUGUGACAUUCAAACUAUGACUGACUGGAUCACACCACCAGCACCAGCCUGGACUGUUGACACGAGGCAGGUUGGGUCCAUGGAUUCAUGCUGUUGACUCUAAACUCUGACCCCAACAUCUGCAGCCUCAGCUGAAAUCCAGAUCCAUCAGACCAGGAUACAUUUUUUUCCAGUUUUCAUCUGUCCAGUUUUGGUGACCCUGUAUCUACUGCAGCCUCAGAUCUCUGUUCCUGGCUGACAGGACUGGAACCUGACAUGGUCCCUGCUGUAACAGAGUGGUUAGCGUAGCCUUUCUGUCUUCUCUGAUCUCUCUCAUCAACAAGGUGUUUCCAUCCUCAGAGCUGCUGCUUCACUGGAUGCUUUUUGUUUUUGGCUCCAUUCUGAGUUAAACUCUAGAGACUUUUGUGUGUGAAACUCCCAGGAUUUUCAUCAGCGGUCUCUGAGACACUCAAACCAACACUCCUGCCACAUUCAAAGUCACUGAGAUCCCAUUUUUCUCUCACUCUGAUGUUUGAUGUGAACAUUUACUGAUGCUCCUGAUCUGUAUCUGUAGGAUUUCAUGCAUUGCACUGCUGCAUUAUGAUUGGCUGAUUCCUAAUAAAGUGCUUGGUGAGUGUAUGUGGGUCACAUCUGAGCACAGUGACUUACUCACUAAACAAACUAUAAGGUAAGGUUGUUGUUCCUGCCGUGUGUUGAUUGAUACUUUCUCACACACUUGUCAGCUGUGGAGCUAAUGGUCCCUUUCUAUUUCUGGACUCUGUUUUUGCACUGACUUUACUGUCCAGUCAGCAUGUCUAUAUCAUGUUACACUUUUAAUAAUACAGCUGUCAGAUAGAAAAACAGAACUGCAAACAAAUAAAAAAAAAGAUAUUUUGUGAGCGACAAAAAAAUAAAGAUAAAAACAUUAUUUGACAUCAGACAUUACAUCACGAUGAAAAAAAAACACGGUUUCAGUUAUGUGUUUUCUGUCUGACAAUACACAUGAUGAGCGUUUCAAAAAUACAGCUGGUGAGCAUCAAGCAAAUAUUUAUUUUUUUUACUUGAACAAGGCUUUUGACAUCUCUAAUGAUUCUAUUUUUGUACAAAUGUAUAAAAGUUGCUGUUAUUAAUAUACUGAAAUGUGUGUGUGUGUACAAUCUGAUUUUAUCAAACACUUAAUGUCUCUAUUUAUUAUGAAUAUCUUUUGUUAUACAGACGUGUUUAUUUCCUUCACACUGUUCUACUGUGUUGAGAUGUUCGUGUCAAUAUAUCAGUGAUGAAAUAUUCACCUGCUGCUGGUUUGCUUUCUGUUCGUUCGUGGUUGUGAGGCGUCCACAGGGCAGGAGCUCAGCUAGGCAUCAAAGCUUUCACAUUGAGGGAUUAAAAAGUUGUCAAAAUGUAAAUUCAGUGUUUAAACCGCCAGGAUUUCAGGUAAAACAGAUGUUGGUUUCAAAUUGAGAAAUUUGGGGAUUGUUGUAAUUUCAAAGUACAAUCACACGCUUCCUUAUUCUGAAGCUUCCUGGUUUUGUUUUUACUGUAAAAUGUGACAGAACCAAAGGACUGAAUUCUGACGAAAUCAAACCUGCAGAGCUCCAUCAGGCUUUUUCUUUUCUUUUUUUUUUUUUAAAUGGAGUCAUUAUUGUAUGGAAAUAAAUGUAAUAUGAAAAUAGCUCUUUAUAAGGAAACCUGGUGUGGAAAUCAGUGUGCAGCCAUUACACCCUGAAAAGGGAGAGGACCAAUGACCAUGUCUGUUCACAAUGUGCUUGAUCUUUAUCAGAAACAACUUUAUAUAUUCUAAUAUAAGGCUCCUCACUCCUCCAGACUGCUCGUCUCUCUGUAGUCUUGUGUCUCUUUGUGGUCAUUUGAUCGACUCUCCAACAACAAACAAGAUAAUUACAAUAUGAUACACAAAUGUGUUGAUGAGGAACAAGUGAGGAUCUAAUCAGGAAUUACCUGAUAAUUAAUGUGUAGUUGCAGAAUAAUUCCAAACUGACCUCAGAGUAGCUAAUUAGAGAACCUGGAGGUACUAUACCUAUGACUCAGUAAGUAAUGAUUAGUUCAUGAGUAUCUUUCUUCAGAAGUCAUUCCUGAUU
Messenger RNA from Toxotes jaculatrix (banded archerfish), 5431 nucleotides. RefSeq names its product JunE proto-oncogene, AP-1 transcription factor subunit (gene june). Gene Ontology annotation, molecular function: DNA-binding transcription factor activity, RNA polymerase II-specific; RNA polymerase II cis-regulatory region sequence-specific DNA binding; transcription factor binding. Gene Ontology annotation, biological process: regulation of cell cycle; regulation of transcription by RNA polymerase II; regulation of cell population proliferation. The transcript has 2 exons. Bases 294 to 1343 code for a protein of 349 amino acids. Gene Ontology annotation, cellular component: transcription regulator complex. The record is from RefSeq and is a predicted model, not a curated record. Lineage: Eukaryota; Metazoa; Chordata; Actinopteri; Toxotidae.